AUGGCGCGCGACAUCACAGACACAUGGCCGGUUCACGAGAUCGUGUAUACCGCCAUUAUCGGCGUGGUAAUGCUGGCUGCUCUUCUUGAGUGGUUCUUGUGGAUCGCCGCAUUCCUCUACUGUCUGGUCAAGGUCUUCCAAAAGGCCGAACACUGGACCAUCAGAGUGCUAGCUAUCGUCGUUGGAAUUUUGUUCACGCUUCUACGAUGCAUAUUUUUGCCCAUUAUGGUUGUGACCCUACCACUACCCAGUGUCAUUGCCCAAUAUUGGCCUCCCAUGAUGGUCUCCUUCCUGCAAUGGUUCGCCUUUUGGAGUUUCGCGGGCCUCUUGACCGUCCCUUGGUUGUUCUGCAUUUAUCAACUUGUCACCCACCAGCUGGGGAGAACAAAGCGGGUCAAACAAGCUCUGGACGAAGUAUCAGCUCCCAAGGUUGUUAUUGUCAUGCCUUGUUACAAGGAGGAACCCGAUGUUCUCAUCACCGCCAUCAACUCCGUCGUGGACUGCGAUUACCCUCCUUCAUGUAUUCACGUGUUCUUGUCGUUUGAUGGAGACCAGGAGGACGAACUUUACCUCAACACCAUCGAGAAACUCGGCGUCCCGUUAACACUGGAAAGCUACCCCAAGAGUAUCGACAUCACCUACCGAGCCGCCAGAAUUACCGUGUCACGGUUCCCCCACGGCGGCAAGCGUCACUGCCAAAAGGCGUCCUUCAAGCUCAUCGACAAAGUGUACAAGAAGUACCUCGAGAGGAACGACAACCUGUUCAUCUUGUUCAUUGACUCUGACUGCAUCUUGGACAAGGUCUGCCUCCAAAACUUCGUGUACGACAUGGAACUUAGCCCGGGCAACCGACGUGACAUGUUGGCCAUGACUGGAGUCAUUACCUCUACUACCCAGUCUCACAGUUUGAUCACGCUACUGCAAGAUAUGGAGUACGUUCACGGUCAGCUUUUCGAGCGGACGGUAGAGUCGGGCUGCGGCGCUGUAACGUGUUUGCCCGGAGCUUUGACCAUGUUGCGAUUCUCGGCAUUCCGGCGCAUGGCCAAGUACUACUUUGCGGACAAGGCCGAGAACUGCGAGGAUCUCUUCGACUUCGCCAAGAGCCAUUUGGGAGAGGAUCGAUGGCUGACGCACUUGUUCAUGAUUGGUGCCAAGAAGCGCUACCAGAUCCAGAUGUGCACAUCGGCCUUUUGCAAGACGGAAGCAGUGCAGACGUACAAGUCUCUGGUGAAGCAACGACGACGAUGGUUCCUGGGUUUCAUCACCAAUGAGGUGUGCAUGUUGACGGAUUGGCGUCUGUGGAAGCGAUACCCUAUCCUGGUCCUGGUCCGUUUCAUGCAAAACACAAUUCGAACGACGGCGCUGCUGUUUUUCAUCAUGGUUCUUUCCAUCAUCACGACGACCAAGAAGGUCAAGGAUCUCCCCGUCGGCUUCAUUGCCAUCUCCCUGGGACUGAACUGGCUGCUCAUGAUAUACUUUGGUUUUAAGCUUAGAAGGUUUAAGAUCUGGUUGUAUCCGGUCAUGUUCAUUGUCAAUCCCUUCUUCAACUGGUACUACAUGGUCUACGGUAUCUUCACCGCCGGACAGCGAACGUGGGGUGGCCCUCGCGCCGACGCCGCCACGGCCGACACCGAAACGACGCCUCAGCAAGCCAUCGAGCAGGCCGAACAAGCCGGUGACGAACUCAAUAUCGUGCCGGAGACCUUCAUCCCGGCUGCCGAAGCCAGCGGCAAGAAGAAGACGGGUCUUACCCGCCAAGGCAGUAAAGUCCUGCCGCCCGACCGCGCGCAGGGCAAGUUUGCCGCCCCCGAGCGCAAGGCAAACGGCUUCUACGCACACCCCGAGGAAUCGCAGUUCAGCGUCAACAUCAUCAACGGCAGCGGCUCAACUGCUUCGCUACCGCAGCACCGCUUUGAUCUCCAGCACCGCGACUCGUGGGACAGCUUCAUGACGGAGCGCACGGGCAUGACGAGCUCGGUCUACUACCCCCGUCGCGUCGAGAGUAUCAUGGGCGAGGAGGAUCGCAAGAAAUACGAGAUGGCACAGGCGAGCCAGUAUAACCAGUUCCUGGCCAAUUCAAAGCAGGCCGCCAUCCCGCCCAAGGGGCAGGUGUACGAGAUUCCCGAUGAGGAACUAGCUCGUAACGGCUGGACAAGCAACAACACAAACAAUACUAACGACAUGGCGGUGCCGUACACGGAUUAUCCCGAGGGGCAGCAACAGCAACACAGUAGUCGACAGCCCCGAAGCUAUAACGCGAGCGCCUCGUCUUCGAGGGAUGUGUCUUCGAGGGAUGUUUCGCCGGCGCCGAGACUGGAGGUGCCGCAGACGACGCAGCAGCGGGGUUUAAGGUCGGGGAGAAGUCCGCUGGGUAGGAGAAGUUGGAUGAGGACUUCGGCAGCGGACAUGGAGGAGAUGGAGAUGGAUGGAUUUGAGAAUCGGGGCCAGCAGGGGCAGAGAAGCGGACAGAACCAAGAGCAUUAUCAGCCGAGGGGGAUGGAGAGGCCGCCUCCGCCUUCGCCGAGGUGA
Pseudomassariella vexata is the source of this 2529-nucleotide messenger RNA. Its product is annotated as chitin synthase D. Lineage: Eukaryota; Fungi; Ascomycota; Sordariomycetes; Amphisphaeriales; Pseudomassariaceae. Gene Ontology annotation, molecular function: glycine-tRNA ligase activity; ATP binding; chitin synthase activity. The record is from RefSeq and is a predicted model, not a curated record. The coding region runs from base 1 to 2529 and encodes 842 amino acids. Gene Ontology annotation, cellular component: cell septum; cytoplasm; cell periphery. Gene Ontology annotation, biological process: glycyl-tRNA aminoacylation. The transcript has 3 exons.